GGAGGGGAAGGGUGGAGCGGGCAGGAGAGGGAAAGGGAGGGGGAGACGGAGAGCCGGCACAGUUUCUUCCCGGACAUGGCUUUCAGGAGGAGGAAAAGUUAUCCGCUCUUCAGCCAGGAGUUUAUCAUUCACAACCAUGCAGAUAUCGGCUUCUUCUUCGUGCUGUGCGUGCUCAUCGGGCUUAUGUUUGAGGUCACUGCGAAGACUGCCUUCAUCUUCAUCUUGCCUCAGUAUAACAGCAGCAUUCAGACGCUAGAUGGCGAGAUAUUGUAUUAUCAUUACGGGGUGAAAGAUUUGGUCACCAUCCUCUUCUACGUGGUCAUCGCCAUCAUUCUGCACGCCAUCGUACAAGAGUACAUUCUCGACAAAAUAAAUAAACGUCUUCAUCUGUCCAAAGUGAAGCAGAGCAGGUUUAAUGAAUCGGGGCAGCUAGCGGCCUUUCAUCUCGCCUCCAUGUUUUGGUGCCUCUAUGUAUCUGCUACGGAAGGCUAUUUAUCUUAUCCAAAAACCCUGUGGGAAAGUUACCCUCACGUUUACCUGCCCUUCCAAGUAAAGUUUUUCUACCUGUGUCAGCUGGCUUACUGGCUACAUGCACUGCCUGAGUUAUACUUCCAGAAGGUGAAAAAGGAGGAAGUUCCGCGUCAGUUGCAGUAUAUUGUUCUCUAUCUGCUCCAUAUAGCAGGAGCUUACCUGCUCAAUUUAACUCGCUUGGGGCUGAUCCUGCUGCUCCUGCAGUCAGUGGCAGAAUUCCUCUUCCACAUCGCCCGCCUCUUCUACUUCACCGACGAGAACAAUCAAAGGCUAUUUAAUGCCUGGGGCGUAGUCUUUGUCAUUACUCGCCUUUUUACCCUCACCCUCUCUGUUCUGACCAUCGGAUUUGGUCUUGCGCGAGCCGAGGUUCAUACGUUCAACCCGGACAAAGGGACCCUCAAUACUCUUCUCUUCAGGAUGGUGGUGUUACUGCUGAUGUGCGUAUCCCAGACCUGGAUGAUGUGGAGGUUCAUCCACUUCCAGUUGCGUCGGUGGCGUGAGUGCUGUAAAGAACAAGCGGCCAGGAAGAGAUCGGUAGCAGUAGCCAUGAUGAAGCAGCAAGCCAAAGUCAUUAAAAGGGAAUCUGGUUAUCACGAAAAUGGAGUUGUGAAAGCUGAGAAUGGAUCCACCCCCCGACAGAAGAAAAUCAAAUCUCCUUAACGGCCAAACGAAGUGAUACCAGAAUUUGGAGGAGACCGCGAGCCUCGGACUGAAUCCUCCACAUUUCUGCCUGCCCAGUGGGCAAAUAACAAGUGCCUUUUUGGAACCCUCACUAGGAACUAUUUACUAUAUAAUUAAACACCGCAAUCAACUUGCCUUGUCCCCACCCACUCCCCAGCCAGGUCCAAUCAAGCCUCGGGGCUGGGGUGGGGGUAUGUACAUUCCCGUUUAUUGAGUGAAUUAUUCUAGUCUGUGUUGCUAUUCUCAUCAUACAGAGCAUCAGUUGCACCAAUCCAAAUCUCCGGAACCUCCUCAUUGGCCUCUGUAGGUCCACAUCUCUUCAGUGUGACUAAUGGCUGACCCUGCGAGGAGGCAAAUCAUGGAUGGCAGUUGCUUUUAGCCAUUAAACUCGUGGUUGAGUUUUGGGUAAAAUCCUGUGACUGAAGAAUUGCGUUGCGGUUACAAAAAAAA
This is a messenger RNA of Xenopus laevis (African clawed frog), 1662 nucleotides long. It is a transcript of the gene tram2.L, whose product is annotated as translocation associated membrane protein 2 L homeolog. Gene Ontology annotation, cellular component: endoplasmic reticulum membrane; membrane. Lineage: Eukaryota; Metazoa; Chordata; Amphibia; Anura; Pipidae. Gene Ontology annotation, biological process: SRP-dependent cotranslational protein targeting to membrane, translocation; protein insertion into ER membrane. The record is from RefSeq and is marked provisional.